Molecule: messenger RNA, 1605 nt
Organism: Solea senegalensis (Senegalese sole)
Lineage: Eukaryota; Metazoa; Chordata; Actinopteri; Pleuronectiformes; Soleidae
Product: RNA-binding protein 4.1-like
Exons: 3
Coding region: 83-1243 (386 amino acids)
Cellular component (GO): cytosol
Molecular function (GO): zinc ion binding; mRNA binding
Source: RefSeq, a predicted model, not a curated record
UUAAACGGCAGCAGCGCCAUUUCACAUUUCAUUCAUUGGCGUUAAGGCCUACUUCACUUUAUUGGAUACACAGAAUUUCACCAUGGUGAAAAUUUUUAUCGGCAACCUCUCCUGCAACACCACACCCGAUGAGCUGCGCGAACUCUUUGAGAAGUAUGGCAAAGUGUCCGAAUGUGAUGUUGUCAAAAACUAUGGGUUUGUGCACAUGAAUAGCAUUACCGAAGCGGAGGAGGCCAUUCAAAACCUCCAUCAGCACCAGCUGCACGGCUGGCGCAUGAAUGUGGAGAUGAGCAAAGGGAGGCCCAAAUCUACCACCAAGCUCCAUGUCAGUAACAUCAGUUCGGACGUCACCACUGAUAUGCUGCGGGCCAAGUUUGCGGAAUAUGGCACAGUGGUGGAGUGUGACAUAGUGAAAGACUAUGCCUUUAUACACAUGGAGCAAGUGGAGGAUGCCAUGGAGGCCAUCAGUAAGCUGGACAACACGGCCUACAAAGGCAAGCUGAUGAGCGUACAGCUGUCCACGAGUCGGCUUCGCACUGCCCCGGGAAUGGGAAGUCAUACCGGCUGCUAUGUCUGUGGGAAACAUGGUCACUGGUCGAAAGAUUGUCCAGUCGAUCGGAACGGUAGCAGCGACGACAGCAUGGGAGGUCGCAGUGGCCGAGCCCCCCCACGCGGCCCCCCUGGUUAUGGCAGGGGUGCCUACGGAAUGACCCCUCCUCCAGCGGCUGAUUACAUGGGUGGCUCUGCGUAUAGUGAGGGUAGUUAUGGAGGUGGAAUUCCGCCACCGCCACCCCCUCCUCGGAGGCUUAGCGGCUAUGGCUCUGAGGCAGGGAGUAGGUAUGCAAACAGAGCUGCAGGCUCCUAUGCUGAGAGGUCAUCCGCUUAUGAUCGUGACCGUCCCUAUAGCAGUGUUGAUUAUUAUGAAAAGUACAGAGCUCGGCCAUAUGGCUCGAGUUAUUUCGAGGAACGCCGCAUGUCCUAUAUUCCUCCUCCCCCACCUCCCCCUCCUUCCUUCUCAAAGCUUCCCUCUAGUGUAGAUCCAUACAGGCAAAUGCCUCCAACGUCGUCGGUCGAUUCAACUGCCGCAUACUACGCACGGGACCGCAGCCCGAUCCAACGAGUGCCAGACCCUACUGGAGGCUACACCUACGAGCGAACACGGCUGUCACCGGUGUCCUCCAGGACCUCCUACACUGCUCCACGAGCCAAAGAUCCUUACGCGUCGCGAUACAACCCGUACUAAAGCCAUGGCGCUAAGGUGAGCAACAUGGUAAUGACGAUCUACGUGGAAUUAGGAGCUUUUGCUGCUAAAUUAUAUGGGUAAUGCUGUGCUGCGGACAUUUGGGGAUUAAACCGUCGUUUCUGAAAAGGGAUUGCUUUGCUCUCUUUAUAGGUCUAUUUGUGAACUGCGGGACUUUGCUGUUAUAUCUUCGAGCUACGUGAUUUCAUCAGUCUGUGCGAUGUGCAGGAAACCAUACAAGAUGUGGGAAUUUGGGUUUGGAAAGUGGCAUCUUGUCUUUUCAGACCAUUUGCAUAUUCUGUUUUCAGUAAUGUUACACGAACUGCCCUGUCUAACAUUUAUAUUGUAUAAAAAACAAAAACUUU